AUGACGGAGUCCGGCUACCGCAGCACACUCGGCAUUCUGCGCUUGUCUUCGUCCAAAGCCGCCGACUACUUCGAGGCCAUCGACCCGACAGUCUGGGCUCUGCAUCCUCAUCUGCACACGAUGGCGCUGCACGGGUGGCGCACCUCCAACUUUGUCGAGUCCUACAACAGCGAGGCUCUACCCGCCCGAAAUCAGGACCCAUUCAACUUUUUUGUCAGCCAAAUGGACGACAUGAUGACAACGGCCUACACGCACAGAAUGUUGGCCGCCAAGUGGAGUCGCGAUAAGCGGGCUGUGACGCCCUACGCAUCGAGCCUCAUACAAGUUCAGGCGGACCAAGCCCCUCGUUACAAAGUCCUUCAGAGCUCGAGCACCAUCGUCUACGUCAAGGCGGCAGGGGCAUCGGCGGCGUCCAAGCGGCGUGUGGACAUGGCUGCUCCCGUGGCGAAGAUGGUCCUCUUGGAUUGA
Saprolegnia diclina VS20 is the source of this 468-nucleotide messenger RNA. RefSeq lists its product as hypothetical. Bases 1 to 468 code for a protein of 155 amino acids. The transcript has 2 exons. Lineage: Eukaryota; Oomycota; Saprolegniomycetes; Saprolegniales; Saprolegniaceae. The record is from RefSeq and is a predicted model, not a curated record.